AUGAAAUUACUCAAACCAGAAAAAAAUGCCGGCGUUAUUGAAUUACAUAAAAUCCUGGAUCAUGGUUUUGCUGAAGACUACAUUACGUUGUCAUAUUCAACAAAAGAACAAACAGCACCGUAUUACAUGCUGCAACAACUAAUUAACAACAAAUUUAUUCCAACACACUCAUCAAUUGUAAAUACAAAGUCCGACACCAUCUCUCAUAAUUUUGUAGACCACGCUGAUUUUAAAUCACAAAAUAGCGAUGAUGAUAGUUAUUAUGCGGAAUGUGAUAUAUUUGAUGAGGAUAUUCAAGAAUUGAAAAAAUUGUUUUUUCAGGCGUUAGGUAGUCGCAAAUUAGUACCUCGAACUUUCUUUUUCACAUAUCUUCGUGAUGCUUUUUCACAAUUAAUUUGCAAAGACAGUAGAGGCCAUAGAUGGAGCCCAUCUGUUCUUUGUUUUGCUCAAGAUUUAUUGGUUAUCAUGGGAUACAAUGCGUAUGAAGCAUUGGCGAGAGGGUUGAAACGAGGACAAGAAUUUGAACCCUCUUCUGAAAGAUGUAACUUAGUCCUCCUUGUUCAUCCACUCUCGACCAUCUUUUUCACACCGCAUCAUAUGGAGAAGGGAAUACUAAACUAG
Messenger RNA from Naegleria fowleri, 621 nucleotides. RefSeq lists its product as uncharacterized. The coding region runs from base 1 to 621 and encodes 206 amino acids. The record is from RefSeq and is a predicted model, not a curated record. Lineage: Eukaryota; Heterolobosea; Eutetramitea; Acrasida; Naegleriidae. The transcript has a single exon.